Messenger RNA from Glarea lozoyensis ATCC 20868, 1029 nucleotides. RefSeq lists its product as uncharacterized. NCBI's taxonomy places the organism in Eukaryota, Fungi, Ascomycota, Leotiomycetes, Helotiales, Helotiaceae. The record is from RefSeq and is a predicted model, not a curated record. The coding region runs from base 1 to 1029 and encodes 342 amino acids. The transcript has 3 exons.
AUGGACGACAAGCGGCGAAAGUCAAGGAGUAUCCUACUCACGGCUUUUGUGGUUCUUGUCAUCUUGUGGAUAUUCAAACUUUCCCAUCCGCAAUUCUCGUUCUUUCCCGCCCAUGGGGGGCACGAGUUGACCUCAACAACGCCGGAGCCUGCAGAAAAUCAGGUGAAAGAGAAUGGCGCGAGUAGGUCUGGCAAGUGGAAAACGAGACCUGCGAAUCCGCAAGCACUGUCGACGGAUGUAUUCAAUGGAACCAUUACAAACAAGGCUGCUGUCAUAAUUGAGACACGCUUCCGGACAAACAUCAUUCCUCUCAUUCUGCAUUUCAGUAGUGUCCUUGGGUAUUCUUGGCCGAUUAUAAUUUAUACGGCUCCAGAAUCGUUGGGCGAAUUCUCGACAUCAGCGGCACUGGCCCACUAUGUUAAGUCGAAAACCAUUCAAAUCCGAACCUUACCACAAACCGUCUUCUUCACAAACUCGGAUUCUGUGAGCAAAUUUAUGACCGAUAAGUGGAUAUGGGAAGAUUUGGCGCCUGCGGAACAUAUCCUUACAUUCCAGAGCGAUAGCAUGCUCUGCUCGAACGCAGCGCGCUCCGUGGAUGACUUCUUCGAAUAUGAUUUGAUUGGCGCGCCCAUCAAACCAGAAGCUGGCAAGGGAUACAAUAGUGGAUUGAGUCUGAGAAAAAGAUCGACAGUGCUGCGGAUAUUGGAGGAGUGGGAUUGGAAAGAAACAAAGACUGAUGAAGAUCGUUUCGAGGAUCGGUGGUAUCUCAAUAAGAUGAAGAUGCUACAAGAAAGGCAGACUGUGGCAGGCAUCAGUCCGAACGAUGCUGGAAUUAUCAAUCUUCCUUCGAUAGAGGUUGCGCGGACCUUCAGCGUAGAAGCGAUCGACUACCCUCAUCCACUAGGUGUGCGCCAGGUGCAUAAAUGGGAGGAAAAGCAAUUGGCCCCCUUGGAAGAGUGGUGUCCAGAAUACAAGCUGUGUAGAGAAGACCCUACAAUUGACCCUCCUCCCAAGGACCCUCCCAAAUAG